This is a messenger RNA of Chenopodium quinoa (quinoa), 1831 nucleotides long. Its product is annotated as tryptophan aminotransferase-related protein 1-like. The coding region runs from base 44 to 1309 and encodes 421 amino acids. NCBI's taxonomy places the organism in Eukaryota, Viridiplantae, Streptophyta, Magnoliopsida, Caryophyllales, Amaranthaceae. The record is from RefSeq and is a predicted model, not a curated record. The transcript has 5 exons. Gene Ontology annotation, molecular function: carbon-sulfur lyase activity; transaminase activity. Gene Ontology annotation, biological process: amino acid metabolic process.
AAACUCAUUUUGAGUCCUAAAUAAUAAUAUAGAGAGAGAAAAUAUGUGUCUUACUGAGGGAAAGCAGAAAACUAAUACUACUAAUGGCAAUGGUAAUGGUAAUUGCAAUAAUGGUAACGGUGUUGUUAAAAGUAAUGGUUAUUGCAAUGCCAACGAUGUUGUCAUUAGCCUUGAUCGAGGUGAUCCAAAGAUCUACUACACAUUUUGGAAGAACGUUGAUGACAAGUGCAAAGUGACCAUUAAGGCAUCGGACCUUAUGAGUUACUUUGCUGAUUUCGACGAGGGUGGCGUCUUCUACCAGCUGCCCGAGUUUAGUGAAGCCGUGCACCAGGUGCACCGCGUGGUGGGGAAUGCUGUGACCGAAGGCCGGUACAUCAUUGGAGGAACAGGAUCAUCUCAAUUGUUCUCCGUAGCCCUUCGUGCCUUAGCAUCCACCGUAAACGUAACACCAAAUAAUAAUAUCAACAAGAAAAAGCAAAUUCCCGUUGUUUGUGCUGAGCCCUAUUACUCGUGCUAUGAGGAGGCAUUAGAGGAAGAGAAAUCGGAGAUAUUCAAAUGGCAGGGAGAUGCUAACACUUUCGACGAGGAAGGCCCCUACAUUGAAGUGGUGACAACUCCAAACAACCCGGAUGGUAGGCUCCGUGAGCCGGUGGUGAAGAAGGAAGGUGGGAUGGUGAUAUGUGACCUUGCUUACUACUGGCCACAGUAUACACCCAUCACUGCUCCUGCUGAUUAUGAUGUUAUGUUGUUCACCUUGUCUAAGGCCACUGGCCAUGCUGGUUCCCGUGUUGGGUGGGCAAUUGUGAAGGACAAAGAAAUUGCAAUGAGGAUGAUAAAACUAAUGUUAUUGGUGACCAUUGGAACUUGCCAUGAAGGGCAACUUCGAGCAGCAAAGAUACUCGAGUUUGUUGCUAAUAGCUAUGAGCACCUUGCCAAUGGUAAGCUUUCCAAAGGUAACCCUGAGGUGAUAGAGCAACCAUUAGAAAAGUUUUUUGAGUUCAGCCACCGUAUGUUGGCUGAGCGCUGGACAAGACUCAGAGCUGCCAUCAAACGUUGCGGUGCCUUCAACUUGCCAGAGUACUUCCCACAGUAUUGCAAGUUCAUGAACAAGACCUCUCAUCCCAAUCCAGCAUAUGCAUGGAUGGAGUUGAAAACAGGUGAAGAUGCCGAAAAGCUGAUGAAUGAGCUAAAGAUCAGAGCAAGGGCAGGGCCAAAGUUUGGAGUCUCCUCAAAGUACAUAAGGGUUAGCAUGCUAGAGAGCGAUGACACCUUCAACCAGUUCCUGGAUAGGCUCUCUACUCUUGAGUAGACAACUAGCUAGAAAUAUAUCAGCAGUAUUUCUAGUAGAAAUAAAGGCAAACUUAAGAAUAAAGAGUGACUAGAGGCUCUAGUAGGUAUGUUUUCGCGUAUGUCCCCAUUAGUACAGGAAGCGUUUGCAAUGACUACAAUCUUGUCAAAGCCAUAUAAAUAGAAAGAUGCACUCUUGAUGAUGUAUAAGAAAAAAUAUAUUAGUAUACAAGAUCAAAGGUUCGGUGCAUAUCUUUAAUGGCGGUAAAAAUUGUAGUCAUUGUAAAAUAGUCGUAGAAGUAUGAUCAUCCUGCAGUAUAUAGCGGUGAUGUUUGGUUUUAGCAUGGUGGUCGAGUAUGAUGUAGUGUGUGUUGUUUAUUGUAAGACUUAAUGUUCGGUUUUAUCCAAGGUUUUCUAUCUUCUAGUCAAUAUGUUUCGUUAAGCUUCUUUGAUCAGCAUAUUUGGAUUCUUUCAUCUGAAUAUCUGAUAGAUUCUCUACAAUGAAGUCACUGAAAUUGUUGUUAUUAUUAUGAUAAAAGCAUCU